CAUGGAGAUCCGGGCUCCACGGGCACAGUAACCUUCGGGACGGCCCCGGUGACCACGCCAUCUAUACCCGGUGUAUCCGGAUCCGGUGGCCUUCCAGGAUCUACAACGUCAAACUGUGAAGACUUGGUAAACGUCACUGAUAUAGGUGUUAACACGACUUACGACUACGGCAAGGCCCUGGCCUACUCCAUUCUCUUCUUCGAGGCGCAACAAUCUGGUGUACUUCCGGCGAGUAACCGCAUCCCGUGGCGAGCUGAUUCCGCCGUAACUGACGGCCAGGACGCCGGCCUUGACCUCUCAGGAGGAUGGUAUGACGCUGGUGAUAACGUUAAAUUCGGUCUUCCAAUGGCCUCGACAACAACGCUCCUCCUGUGGGGACUGAUUCGGUAUAAAGACGCGUACAUUGCCACAGGACAGCUGGACUUCAUGUACAAUUCCGUGAAAUGGCCACUGGAUUAUUUCAUCAAAUGCCAUUCCGCUCCAAAUGAGCUUUAUGUACAGGUUGGAGACGGCGGGAAGGACCACGGUUUCUGGGGGCGGCCCGAGGACAUGACUAUGGCGCGGCCGAGUUUCAAGAUCGACGCCGCACAUCCGGGCGCUGAUGUUGCCGGGGAAACCGCAGCAGCUAUGGCCGCCGGCUAUAUUGCCUUCAAAGAGGAAGACCCGGCCUACGCUGCCAAAUUGCUGACUCAUGCCAAGCAGCUGUACGAGUUCGGGGACAAGAACAGAGGGAAAUACACAGAUUCGGUCAGCGCUGCAUCCGGUUAUUACAGGUCGAGCCAUUAUGUUGACGAAGUAGCCUGGGCAGCUUGCUGGCUCUAUCUAGCGACAGCAGACGAUAAGUACCUAACGGCAGCUGAAACACUGUACCCUGAUGUCAUCGAUGAGGUACCAUGGGCCCUCUCCUGGGACGACAAGAAAAUAGGAGUAGAGACUUUGCUGUACAACAUCACGGGCAAAGACAAGUACAAGACUGACAUUCAGACAGCCCUGAAGAGUUGGCUCCCUGGAGGAUCUUGGAAGUACACGCCCAAAGGUCUCGCCUUUAGGGACAAAUGGGGUCCUCUCAGAUAUGCUACAAAUGGCGCCCUAAUAGCUCUGGUGAACGCAGACAAUGGAAUUAACCCGGUGAUGUACAGAUCCUGGGCCGUGAAGGAGAUUAACUACGCUCUUGGAGAUACAGGACACAGUUAUGUGGUUGGAUUUGGUGUCAACCCCCCUCAGAGGCCUCACCACAGAUCAAGUUCCUGUCCGUUUAUCCCGGCUACAUGUGACUGGGGGGCGUUUAACAAUGCUGGGCCAAACCCACAGACGCUGUGUGGGGCUCUGGUGGGAGGACCUGAUGUUGGAGACGUCUAUGUGGACAGCCGAAAAGACUAUGUCCGUAACGAAGUGGCCUGUGACUACAACUCGGGCUAUCAAUCCGCUCUGGCCGAUGCUUACUAA
Messenger RNA from Liolophura sinensis, 1446 nucleotides. Its product is annotated as endoglucanase E-4-like. Gene Ontology annotation, biological process: carbohydrate metabolic process. The record is from RefSeq and is a predicted model, not a curated record. Gene Ontology annotation, molecular function: hydrolase activity, hydrolyzing O-glycosyl compounds. The annotation marks the transcript as partial. The transcript has 10 exons. NCBI's taxonomy places the organism in Eukaryota, Metazoa, Mollusca, Polyplacophora, Chitonida, Chitonidae.